Molecule: messenger RNA, 3124 nt
Organism: Nicotiana attenuata
Lineage: Eukaryota; Viridiplantae; Streptophyta; Magnoliopsida; Solanales; Solanaceae
Product: mitogen-activated protein kinase 15
Exons: 10
Coding region: 892-2592 (566 amino acids)
Biological process (GO): protein phosphorylation; intracellular signal transduction
Cellular component (GO): nucleus; cytoplasm
Molecular function (GO): ATP binding; MAP kinase activity
Source: RefSeq, a predicted model, not a curated record
CAUUUAGCAACCAAAAGACCACAAUUAAUAAAUAAAAAUAGGAGUAACUAAGAUUUUUUCAGUUGUUCAAGAGAAAAAAAUCAAACCAACUACUUUACCAGAUCUUUACUAAAUUAUCAAGCAAUUUGUGAAGUCCAAAUCCAAAAAUGCUCCCCAACCACUAGAUUGUUUGCAAAAUCUUGUCUUGGUAAUAUAACGGUAAUGUGGUGAAGAAUAUUCAGUGGCAGUUGUGUCUUUUUUCCCAAAAGAACACAAAAUUAUUAAUAGGGUCCCCAAAGUUUCAUGGAUAGAAAUUUUCCAAUCUAAAUUUUCCUAUUUUCUUUCUUUCUCUCUCUCUCAAAAAAACUUCAAGAAACAGUAGAGACAUUUCUCAAAGAUAUUCCCUUUCUCUCUAUCUGGGUGUUUCCAAGAUCUGAUUUUACUCACUUUCUCUCACUAAAGAUUGGAUCUUUACAUAGUUAUUUUCAGUUUUCAACUUUGGCAUUGUUGUACAUGUAAUAGAGAUCAUUGACAACUGUUGUUUUGUUGAGCUUUUUAUUUAUUAGUGGAGCAUUUAAUAAAAGCACUUUCAUUUCCAGCUAUACCCCAAAAUUUGUUGUCAUAUAGUGCUUCCCACACACUCCUUUUUUUAACUCAUUAUUGGAUCUUGAAAUCUUGAACAAAGUUUCCAUCUUUGCCCUUGCUGUUCUGAUUUGGGGUUGUUUCUGGGUUUUGACUGCAAGAUUUUUGGCGGGUCUUGUUUGAAUCUGAUCAUUUUUGGGGUACUUUUGGUUUCUUGAAGUUUGUUGAUUGAUUCUUGGAGGUUUUGCUUGAGCUACUUUUGUGAUAAGGCUUUUGGCCUUUACUUAUUGCUAGCUGUGGUUUGUGGUUUUAAUGCUUGCCACCUGAAAUAUGCAGCCUGAUCAGAGGAAAAAGGGGUCUGCAGAUGUAGAUUUCUUCACUGAAUAUGGUGAAGGGAGCCGAUACAAAAUCGAGGAAGUGAUUGGCAAAGGUAGCUAUGGUGUUGUCUGCUCUGCAUAUGAUACCCAUCUAGGGGAAAAAGUUGCAAUCAAGAAGAUAAACGACAUCUUUGAACAUGUCUCUGAUGCCACACGUAUCCUUCGCGAGAUCAAGCUUCUUAGGCUUCUUCGUCAUCCAGAUAUAGUGGAAAUUAAGCAUAUCUUGUUACCUCCUUCUCGGAGAGAAUUCAAGGAUAUCUAUGUUGUCUUUGAACUUAUGGAAUCCGAUUUGCAUCAAGUCAUUAAAGCAAAUGAUGAUCUGACGCCGGAACAUUAUCAAUUUUUUCUUUAUCAGCUUCUUCGAGGGCUAAAAUAUAUACACACAGCUAAUGUCUUUCACCGUGACCUGAAACCCAAAAAUAUAUUAGCAAAUGCCGACUGCAAGCUCAAGAUCUGUGACUUUGGUCUUGCAAGAGUGGCCUUCAAUGAUACUCCAACAGCUAUAUUUUGGACAGAUUAUGUUGCCACGAGGUGGUAUAGGGCUCCCGAAUUGUGUGGAUCAUUUUUCUCUAAGUAUACACCAGCAAUUGAUAUAUGGAGCAUUGGGUGCAUAUUUGCAGAACUAUUAACUGGAAAGCCUCUCUUUCCGGGUAAAAAUGUGGUUCAUCAAUUAGACUUGAUGACCGAUCUGUUGGGCACACCAUCUUCAGAAUCCAUUGCCAGGAUAAGAAAUGAAAAGGCUCGGAGGUAUUUGAGCAGUAUGCGUAAGAAAAAGCCUGUGCCUUUCUCCCAUAAAUUUCCGCAUGCAGAUCCCCUUGCACUUCGUUUGCUAGAAAAGAUGCUUGCUUUUGAUCCUAAGGAUCGUCCUACUGCAAAAGAGGCUCUUGCAGAUCCAUAUUUCAGGAAUCUGGCCAAAGUGGAAAGAGAACCUUCUGCUCAACCUGUUACAAAAAUGGAGUUUGAAUUUGAAAGGCGAAGGGUGACAAAGGAGGACGUGAGGGAGCUAAUAUACAGAGAAAUUCUUGAAUACCAUCCAAAGAUGUUGAAGGAGUUCUUAGAGGGGCAGGAACCAACAAAUUUCAUGUACCCAAGUGCCGUUGACAAAUUCAAGAAACAAUUUGCAUAUCUUGAAGAGCAUUAUGGAAAAGGAGGAGGGGCUGUUGCUCCGCCUGAGAGGCAGCACUCAUCAUCCCUUCCCAGGGCUUGUGUAUUAUAUUCAGAUAAUUCAGUGCAAAAUCCAGUUGAAGUUGCAAAUGAUCUUUCUAAGUGCUCUAUCAAAGAAGGCGAGAGACCACAUGUAGAGCGGAGUUCAAUGAUCCCCAUGACAAGGCUGCCUCUCCAAGUUCCCCAGAAUGUUCAAGGUGGUGCUGCAAGACCGGGGAGGGUCGUUAGUUCAGUGAUGCGCUACAACAACUGUGGAGCAGCAGUGACGACAGCAGAGGUCAUUGAACAGCGGAAAAUUGCAAGGAACCCUGGUGGUCCGACUCAAUAUCCCAUUUCUAAUGCUUCAUACCCUAGAAGACAUCCCAGCUGUAAAAAUGAAAGGGGUGAGGAUAGUAGUGACGGUUCCAAUGGUGUGCAGCCAAAACCUGAACAGUACAUGGCAAGAAAAGUUGCUGCAGCUCCAGGUGGACCUGGUAGUCAAUGGUAUUAAAUUUAUGGGAUCUCCGAUUAGCCAUCUCACACUCAGCUUCCCAGUUCAGCCAUGCACUCAGCUUACAUUCCGUAAGGAUGGUUCACUCAUAAAACACACCAGAUCCAAGUUAAUUUGACUGUCAGCCAUAAGUUAUCAGCAAGGCCAAGUCCAGCAUUGCUUGGUAAUUGACUCGAGGCGAGCACUUGAACUUGAAGAGUCCUAAUAUGUGAUUUUGGUGGGUUCACAUGUCUACGUACAACUCGUUACUUGUAUUCCUUAACUUUAGAAGGUUCAACAUGGAGUCUCCUCCAUGACCCCACUCAUGCUCUGAUCGGAAUAGAAAUAGAAGGCACUGAUAAAGGUGGAUGUUGGUAUCUGAUUACAAGAACUACUGGUAUCAGUUACUUCAUGUUUCUGUUUUCUUUUCCCCUCCCUUAAUUCUUUGCAAAAAUAUUGUAGACACGCUACUUUGUUAUGACUAAGACAAUGAUAAUCUUAACGAGUAACCUGUAACAUUCUUUACUUAAAUAAGGACCUCUAUGUUUCUAAA